AUGAUAUAAUUAAACUGAACAAGAAAGAAGAGAGAAAACAGUAUUCCCCUAAAAUGAAAAGAGGGCUUCAGCAGAAUCGAACUCGACAGUUCAGGACACAAGGCUCCAAGUGGGGAAUCCAGCAGCAGAAAGGUUACGGUAAAAAUCGUCUGGGACGCAGAAAGAAGGUGGCAGGGAAGAAGCGUUCUUACGGAGUUAUAACCGGCUUGGCAGCCAAGAAGGCAGCGGGCUCACGCAAGGGAAUCAGUCCUCUGAACAGACAGCCCCUUAGUGAUAAGAAUGCACAGCGGAAUUAUCCAGUUUUGAAAAAGAAAACAAACCUGCAGAGACAAUCUGAAACGCAGAGAAAACAAGCUCCAGCCCUCAGGAGGCCUACCCCACUAAACAGAAGAAUUGGAAACAAACUAAAUCAGCAGAAAGACACUCGUCAAGCAACUUUCCUGUUUAGAAGGGGCCUGAAGGUGCAGGCCCAAGUGCAGCCAACAGAUCAUCUCGAUAAUCAGACAGUAAAGAGAACUCGUCAAUGGCGAACUUCCACCACAAGUGGAGGGAUUCUGACCGUGUCCAUUGAUAACCCUGGAGCAAUCAUAACCCCAAUUUCCCAGAAAUUGCGAUUAACUCGUACUGCUGUGCCACCAUUUCUGAUGAAGAGGGACCAAUCUGAAGAAAAGAAGAUUCCCAAAGGGGUUCCAUUGCAGUUUGAUAUUAAUAGUGUUGGAAAACAGACGGGGAUGACGUUGAAUGAACGUUUUGGGAUCCUGAAGGAACAAAGAACAGCGCUGUCUCAGAACAAAGGAAGCCGUUUUGUAACAGUGGGCUAA
Antrostomus carolinensis (chuck-will's-widow) is the source of this 821-nucleotide messenger RNA. RefSeq names its product forty-two-three domain containing 1 (gene FYTTD1). NCBI's taxonomy places the organism in Eukaryota, Metazoa, Chordata, Aves, Caprimulgiformes, Caprimulgidae. The record is from RefSeq and is a predicted model, not a curated record. The transcript has 8 exons. The annotation marks the transcript as partial. Gene Ontology annotation, biological process: mRNA export from nucleus. Gene Ontology annotation, molecular function: mRNA binding. Gene Ontology annotation, cellular component: nuclear speck.